UCGUUAGUUCAAAAAACGCUUAAGAACGUUCAUAGUGCAUCCACUUUUUUCCACAAGAGGAACCGAUUUGCAAGUUCUAUUUUGAAUCAUAAUCUUUUCAUUAGUCUACGUAUCAAGAAUCGGAGAUGGAUUUUGUGCUGAGAAAAGUGAACAGUUUAGGAAGAAAAGUUGCAACUUUCCCUCAUGUGGAAACUAUUGGAAGAACACUCUUUGCCUCAUCCUUCUUCCUCUCUGCUUGGCAUGAUUACAUGGAGCUCAGAUCCAAUUGGGAAGGAUCAGAGGAUUACUGGAGACCGAAGUUCGGGUAUUCAGGAGAUCAGAUUAAGCAUCUUAUGGCAGUUAGUAUCAUGGUGAAGACGCUUGGUGGACUUAUCUUCAUCUAUGGCAGCUUCUUUGGAGCUUUCUUCUUGCUUCUACACCAAGGCAUUGCUACAACGAUACAUCAUGAUUUCUACAACCAACGUAUCGACACAGAAGAAUUUGGACUACUUUAUAUCAAAUUCAAAAGGAUCCUUAAUGAAACAAUAUACGAAGGCGCUCAAAAUCUCUAUAAUUCAAAUUUUGACGAGCAGCAUAUUAAGCAAACCAUAUCGAAAUUUCGUGAGCUUGCGGAUCACGCAGUUACAAACCCUGCCUUGUUCGGACGUGAUGAGUUUUUUCGACGGCUCUUACGUUUCAUCAAAGCAUUGGCCGUAGUAGGAGCAUUGCUAUUUUUCGUGACAAUGAAGCAUAAACUCAACAAUUCCAAGAAGGAAUCCAAAGUUAAAACUGACUGAAACGGGGGCUCAUUUUGUAUAUUUACCUUUCAGGCUUUCCUUAUAGAUUUUAUGUGAUUUUCUUUGUCUUCA
Brassica rapa (field mustard) is the source of this 848-nucleotide messenger RNA. RefSeq lists its product as uncharacterized. The record is from RefSeq and is a predicted model, not a curated record. Lineage: Eukaryota; Viridiplantae; Streptophyta; Magnoliopsida; Brassicales; Brassicaceae.